Hyaloscypha bicolor E is the source of this 598-nucleotide messenger RNA. RefSeq lists its product as uncharacterized. The record is from RefSeq and is a predicted model, not a curated record. The coding region runs from base 312 to 557 and encodes 81 amino acids. NCBI's taxonomy places the organism in Eukaryota, Fungi, Ascomycota, Leotiomycetes, Helotiales, Hyaloscyphaceae. The transcript has a single exon.
CUCGUACUUAGUGGUGGCAAUGUUUGCAGUCCAGCACACAAGCUCUCCAUCGUCCAUAUUGGGAGCCGCCAUAGGGCUCGAAGCUCUCCCCAGACCUCUCGACACCACAACCACAUCUAACCCCAUAUCUCAUGAACGUCACGAGAGUCAAUGGCGCAAUGGCCACAUGACUCUACAAGAGAUGGAAGAGAAGUCCUAGAGAUACAUAGGAUAUAAAGGCUACUCCAGGUUCGGAGCAUCUGACCCAGACCUUUUUAUUCUCAGAAGAUUCGCGCCAGAAAGUACUCGUCCAGCCUUGUGGUUCCAAUACCAUGUAUCUGAAGCUUCAGAAAGUUUGGAAAGAAUUGAUGCGAGACAAAUCAAAGGGACGUGGAAGAUAUCCACAAAGGUUCGCUUCGAGACGACCCCGAGGAUCGAAGGAGAGCAUUGGAAACUCUUCUGGCCGCAAUAUCAAGAUACACAUUAGUCGACAAAAGCCGUGUCUUAAGAAUUGGGUGAGCAGGACAGAGCUGACAUAUAAGAAAGAAUAUAAAAAUGGGACAAAAUGGGACACGUAAUUAUUCGGAAAACAACCUCUCUAAUCCGUAUUGCUGGUGAG